CGAUACGAUAAUGGUCGUGUUGUAGUAGGGCAAUAUUGUACUUUCGUCUUUCCUGUGGGGAAAAUAUAUUUAUUUGCAAUGUGAAACUGAACAGACAUUACAAGUUUAUUUCUUUCAAUUUCACCAGUUUUGUCACUUAUUUUUAGUUGUAUUUUGACUAAGAUUGUUAUCUUUACUUUUAUUUAUUGAGUGCUAGUCAUUCGAAAAUAUUGUGAUCAAAUUAUGGCAUAUCGAGUUUUGUUAGUUUUUAUUUUAACAAUAAUAUGUGUAAGGACCGAAGAAAAGGCGUCACGGAUGUCGAAGACUGAGCGAUUGAACCUAAGAGAGGAGGCACGGCACAUGUUCUACCAUGCAUACAAUGCAUAUAUGGACAAUGCAUAUCCUGCUGAUGAACUCAUGCCACUUAGUUGCAAAGGAAGAUGGAAAGGAGUCACACCAAGCCGAGGAGAUAUGGAUGAUGCCUUGGGAAAUUUCUCCCUUACUCUGGUGGACAGUUUAGACACCUUGGCUGUUAUGGGCGACUUUUCGGAGUUCAGCAGAGCGAUAAAGCUUGUGGUCAAUGAUGUUACCUUCGACCACGACAUCAUUGUCUCCGUAUUCGAAACGAAUAUCAGAAUGCUCGGGGGUCUGCUGUCAGCACACGUGCUCGCGAUGGCUCUGAAGAGCGACGUGCCGGCGCUGCAGUGGUACAAUGGAGAGUUGCUGGCGAUGGCGGAGGACUUGGGGCGGAGGCUGUUGCCCGCCUUCAACACCUCCACGGGGAUACCGCACGGCCGGGUGAACCUGCGGCACGGGUUGCGCGGCAUGGCGGAGUCGCGCGAGACGUGCACGGCGUGCGCCGGCACCAUGAUUCUGGAGCUGGCCGCGCUCUCCCGCCUCACUGGCAACCCCGCUUACGAACAGAAGGCGCACAAAUCCAUGGACCGGCUCUGGAAAAUUAGACACAGAACGUCAGACCUUAUGGGCACAGUGAUAAAUAUUCACUCAGGCGACUGGGUGAGGAAAGACUCGGGCGUGGGCGCAGGUAUAGACUCCUACUACGAGUAUUGCCUUAAGGCAUACAUCCUGCUUGGCGACGAGAAAUACUUGGCCAGGUUCAACAGACACUACAACGCCGUCAUGAAGUACAUCAGCAGAGGUCCCGUUAUGCUGGCCGUUCAUAUGCACAGGCCGCACCUGCAGUCGCGCAACUUCAUGGACGCGCUGCUGGCGUUCUGGCCGGGGCUGCAAGUGCUGCUGGGCGACGUGCGGCCUGCAGUCGAGACGCACGAGAUGCUCUACCAGGUCAUGCAGCGGCACACCUUCAUCCCGGAGGCUUUCACCUCUGACUUCCAGGUGCACUGGGGUCAACACCCUCUAAGGCCGGAAUUCCUGGAGUCGACAUACUUCCUCCACCGAGCUACCGGAGACGACCACUACCUUCAAGUCGGGAAGACCGUGCUCAAAGCCCUGCAACAAUAUACUCGCGUCCCAUGCGGGUACGCAGCCGUCAAUGACGUCAGAACUCGCGUACACGAGGAUAGAAUGGAUUCCUUCGUCCUAGCCGAGACGUUCAAGUACUUAUACAUGCUGUUCGGAGAAGACAAAGACUUACCUGUAAAAUUAGAAGAUUACGUUUUAACCACUGAAGCCCACUUCUUGCCACUGUCACUAGCAAUCUACGGGAAGAACGCGUCGUUCUACAACCUGAAGUUCGAUGACGAUGACGAAGAUAAAUACAGAAAAACAUGUCCGAACACGGCGUCCCUGGUAGCAGAGAAGGUACGGCAACCGAUGCGUCAGCUGUUGGGGUCAACGGCCGCGCGGCCGCCGGCGCGCCUUCGUCCGCUUAACGAUCCGCGCCAGAUCCACGCGCUCGCUGACAUGGGCAUCUCUGUGCUCACGCUGCCCGACGGCAGAGUGCAACUGCUUUACACCACCUCCACAGCUAAAUCAGCAAAGGACGCCGCGGAAGGUCUGACGUUCAUGCGUGAGAUGUCUAAAUGGAACUCGCUGAGCGACAUGGAAAACGGUGUGAUCCCUGUAGGCGUUCGCGUUAAGGACAAGCUGGUGGCGGGCGGGCCGGCGCACUUCGGGAAGGAGGUGACCCCCGCCGACCGGCACGCCGGCACGCUCGCCUACGUCGACCCGCUCGACGCCUGCUCCCCUAUACAGAACUCGCAAGACGUCAAAGACAAAUUUGCCAUCGCCAAACGCGGACAAUGCACGUUUGCUCAAAAAGUCCGUAACAUGCAAGCUGCCGGUGCCAAGCUCGCCAUCGUCCUGGACAACGUCGCCGACUCCACGCACGAGAACACCGCGCUGUUCGCCAUGUCCGGUGACGGUAAAGAUGACAUCGAAAUACCAGCCGUAUUCCUAUUUUCUCAAGAAGGGGCAUAUUUAACAAAUGCUCUAAAAGAUGAUCCACAAUUGAUUGUAACUGUGGGUGAAAUGAAAUCGUUAAAGAGGCAAUUUGAUAAUAACUGCGAGGAGGGCGCCUGCGAGACCCUCCUUGAAGCACCGGAGGCGCCCGCGGACAAGGAGUCCUUCGAUCAUCUUAAAAAAAUACUGAGCCAAUUAGUUGCACAAUUUGAAUUGUCGCUGUCUAAUGAAGAAGCGGUACAAAAAUCAACAUGUAAUAUAGAACCUACGGAAAAAGUGUAUAUUUCGACUAAUAAAUUUACAAACGAAGAUCACAAAAUAGACAGUAGAAGUUUAAGUUCAGUGAAAAGUGAAUUGAAAGGCCCGGUGCCACCUCUGAAAACAGAUAAAAGUGAACCAGAUGUUGUUUGACAUCGUCGGAACGGAAGCAAUGACUGUAUAUAAAGAGUUUUAUUAAAUAAUCAAAAUGAAAUGUAUAAAACAUGUACAUAAUAAUUGUAAAGUGUAAAGUAAGGUCAAGAAUUUUUGUGCCUUUAUCAAUAUCUGCCACUGAUGUAUAAUUUAAUUCAACAUACUUUUAAUCUAUUAUAUUUUGACAUGCAUAAAAGAGAUAUUUGAUAGUCUAUUUAGUUUUAUAUCAAAAUUGGGUUAUAUAAUAAUAAAUUAAGAAAAGAUACCAUUUUUAAUUUCACUUUUAUUAUUACAAAUUAUUUACAACACAUGUCCUUAAUAUAUAUUUAAAUAUUGAAAAUCUUACUAGAUUUCAUGUUCACGCUACAGCAUGUUGUCAGUGUGGUUUGUUGUAUUUGGCUUAUCACUGUUACAAAACAGUGUUCCGAGCCAACGGCUAAAAUAAUUAAUUAUAAAAAAAUAUUGACACAUACAUUUUUAUACCGAUAAAUUAUUAUUAAAUAAAUGCAUCUCGGAAUGUCGGAUGACUAGUUUUUAGUUUA
Molecule: messenger RNA, 3314 nt
Organism: Pectinophora gossypiella (pink bollworm)
Lineage: Eukaryota; Metazoa; Arthropoda; Insecta; Lepidoptera; Gelechiidae
Gene: Edem2
Product: ER degradation-enhancing alpha-mannosidase-like protein 3
Exons: 10
Coding region: 223-2772 (849 amino acids)
Biological process (GO): mannose trimming involved in glycoprotein ERAD pathway; endoplasmic reticulum mannose trimming; carbohydrate metabolic process
Cellular component (GO): membrane; endoplasmic reticulum
Molecular function (GO): mannosyl-oligosaccharide 1,2-alpha-mannosidase activity; calcium ion binding
Source: RefSeq, a predicted model, not a curated record